GUAGUACGUGAUCACGUGAGAUAGCGAAAGCGAGGUCAGAGUCAGUGCGAUUAACGAGUUCCAAAGUUAGACACGGUUGAUUUUACUCUGACAAUUCGGGGUAUAAAUCUACGUCAAUUUCCACUCAUCGUGGUACAAUUACCAGUUGAGUAGGGUUGUGAAGCCUCAAAGUGAUACAAUUAUCAUUUGAGGGUAGCAGUGGCCUGGUUGUGAACCAGCACGAGUCUCGACUGGAGAGAAGCCCUAGGGAGCGAGCCCACCCGCCCGCCAUUAUGGCAUCGGAGAAGCUGCAAUCAGCUGUAACCUCUCCGAACUGUGACCUAGUUUGAGAAAUCCUCAAGGGGUCGGAGAUGUCCAGAUCUCAGUCUAGCUGUGGCCAGAGGACAAAAUCUCAGAAAUCUGCGUCCCGUCCAGAGUGUGGUGAGAAGCCUACAGACCCAGAGUCAAAUACCAGUGGUAUGCACAGCCGUGCGCGUGACAGUACCAAUAUGGCGGCGGAUCGGCCCCCAGAGGAGAGGCCGUUAACACAGGAAUAUCUGCUCUCACAGAUGAUGGCUCAAAGUAUGCACACUCAGCAACUGAUUGUUGGAAUGUCGACCUCAAUAUCUCAGUUUGGGGAUACCUUCACAAGGUUAAUGCAACAUAAUGUUGAGAAACGCCCAGCUCAAGAUGUGCUCGAUGCCUCCAGAUUGUCAAAAAUUCGGAGAUCUGGUGACGAUCCUUGUGUAGAUGCUGGUGAAGGAUCUGAUCACAGUGAAUAUGAAGCAGACUUAGAGGAUCUGUUUGAUGAUGCGCAGUCCACUCAGAACACUGUUCUUACUGCACGGUCCCUUCAGCACAGCCACACCUCAGCCCCGGAUCUGUCUCAAGUCGUGUGUGACGACGUUGGUUCAGGUGACACAGCAGAAGAUGGGGACAUUCUUGAUUCACUGUUGGAGGAUUAUUCUUGUGAGGGCCAAGUUGGGCCUCCUAUCAAUUCAAAACUAGCUGCUGCUAUGAACAAGAUGAUGUUCCAGAAGAUGGGUGAUGACAAAUUCAAAUCCAAAACUCAGGCCUAUGACAGACCCAAGAACUGUGAUAUGCUACAAGCGAGCAAAGUCAACCCAGAAAUCUGGGGCAGAUUGCGGGCACACACCAGGUCUAAUGACAUCAAGAUGCAGAAGCUUCAAACCUGCCUUAUUACAGCUACAAUGCCCAUUUUACAACUGACUGACACAUUGUUGAAAGUCAAGAAUAAAGAACUUUCUCAUGAUAAGUUAAAUGUGAAUGCCCUUGCCAAGCUGGCAACGGAUGCUGUCUCCCUCAUAUCCCAUGCUAACACCGAGCUUAAUCACCGCAGGCGUGAAAUGCUGAAGCCUUGUUUAAACAAGCAAUUCCAACAGCUCUGCUCGCCUCAGACGCCAAUGUCCACUCUGUUAUUUGGCGACAACCUGGCGGAGACCAUAAAAGACAUGAGUGCUACUAACCGCGUCAGCGGUCAGGUUACCACCGGCCAUGUGUUUUCCGGCCCACGACCCAACAGACCGUCAACUUCACGGCCUUCAUUCACUUAUCCCCCACAUCGGCCUUCUCAAGGCAGAGGCAGGGUUUUUUUAGCGAAGGAAUAUCAAAACUUCAAAAAGAAAAGAAUGGAUCAGGAGAGGAAAUACUAGAGACUGAUGCCCAGGAGUCUGUUGAACACUGUACUGAAGAAGAUAGAAGAAGACAAGAGCAGCGGUAUACUGAUUGCCCCAGUGUGGUCUACCCAGCCGUGGUUCCCUCGUCUGCUCCGGCUGAUCAAGCAUCCUCCAGUGAUUCUACCUCCA
Haliotis rufescens (red abalone) is the source of this 1805-nucleotide messenger RNA. RefSeq lists its product as uncharacterized. The record is from RefSeq and is a predicted model, not a curated record. Lineage: Eukaryota; Metazoa; Mollusca; Gastropoda; Lepetellida; Haliotidae. Bases 351 to 1652 code for a protein of 433 amino acids. The transcript has 2 exons.